Molecule: messenger RNA, 528 nt
Organism: Papaver somniferum (opium poppy)
Lineage: Eukaryota; Viridiplantae; Streptophyta; Magnoliopsida; Ranunculales; Papaveraceae
Exons: 1
Coding region: 1-528 (175 amino acids)
Molecular function (GO): RNA-DNA hybrid ribonuclease activity; nucleic acid binding
Source: RefSeq, a predicted model, not a curated record
AUGAAGGGAACUAAGUGGGGGAAAAUGUAUGAUCAGAGCAUCAUUGACAUAUUUCAACUGGGUGUAAGAAGCAUCAGGUACAGUUGCAUAAAAGAGUGUUAUUGGGAAGCUCCAGAUCAAGGUUUCAUUCUAUUCUGCUGUGAUAGUUCAUCAUUUGGCAAUCCAGGUGCAGCUGGAUUUGGUAUUAUUGUCAGGGAUUCAAAGUGUGAAGUUGUUGGAGCAAUGUCAGUAGGGGUUGGAUCUGCAACAAAUUAUAUUGCUGAAAUAUUGGCAGUAAUCUGUGCACUGGAGUGGGAUUUUUUCUUGAAUGCUUUCAAAAUCAUCAUAAGGUCAGACUCAAAAACGGUUAUACAUGAUUUUUGCAAUGACAACAUUCCCUGGAUGUUCAGAACAAGAUGGAUUAAUGCAAAAAACAGACUGGGUUGCAUAGUUUUCCAACAUAGUUAUAGAGAAACCAACUUUUCUGCAGAUGAUUUGGCUAAAAAAGGUACAAGUAUACAAGCUGGAGAAAGAGUCAUUUACUCAUGA